Molecule: messenger RNA, 718 nt
Organism: Stegastes partitus (bicolor damselfish)
Lineage: Eukaryota; Metazoa; Chordata; Actinopteri; Pomacentridae
Product: C-C motif chemokine 8-like
Exons: 3
Coding region: 184-486 (100 amino acids)
Biological process (GO): immune response
Cellular component (GO): extracellular region
Molecular function (GO): chemokine activity
Source: RefSeq, a predicted model, not a curated record
CGAGCACCGCGCUGGUGAGCUGUUGUGGGAGGAAGUUUUAUACUCGACUUUCCAAUCUUGAGUGCAUCUGUGGGUGCAGCGUGCUUGCAAGCAGCAUAAACGAACGUCGACUGAGUUGGUGGUCUUUAAAAGCAGCUUGCAGUGCAGACUACACUUCACAUCUGCUCCAGCUACAGACACACAAUGACAAGUCUCACCUUCAUCUCACUUUUACUUCUCGCCAUCAUGGUGUCAACGGCCUCAGCUCAAGGUGGGAUUGGAAACUGCUGUUACAAAUUUGGACACAAAAGAAUCCAACGAGACCAGCUGAGGAGUUACUACAAAGAAGAUCCAGCGUCGUGUCCUUUACGUGCAGUGGUAUUCACUACAAUCCACGGAGUAAGACUUUGCUCUGACCCUGCGGUGGUGUGGACACAGACCAGCAUGGCCUAUCUGGACGGAAAGAACUGGCAUCGACAGCAUGUCUUACAAAUCCUCCGCCAGUGACUGCACACUGACACGAAAUGUUAGCACUGCUGAACUUAAAAGACGGACUUUGAAUGUUUUUCUAUACCCUACCUUACCUAAUGUUAAUGAACUAAUAACGACCUCUAUUGUAUCUUCCUUUUUUUACAUGUGAUUUAAAUGAUGUUUAUCUGCAUGAGUGUAAAUAUGUAAAUAACUUUCAUUGUAUUUUAUUACUAACGUACACUGGUGAAUAAAAAUGGUCUCAAAGUAA